This is a messenger RNA of Hippocampus comes (tiger tail seahorse), 4172 nucleotides long. RefSeq names its product sine oculis binding protein homolog (Drosophila) a (gene sobpa). Bases 647 to 3367 code for a protein of 906 amino acids. NCBI's taxonomy places the organism in Eukaryota, Metazoa, Chordata, Actinopteri, Syngnathiformes, Syngnathidae. The transcript is spliced from 8 exons. The record is from RefSeq and is a predicted model, not a curated record. Gene Ontology annotation, cellular component: nucleus. Gene Ontology annotation, biological process: animal organ development.
CAAUGAAUGCAUUCUACUUUGCACCCAAAUUGGUAAAGUGUGGUUGAAUUACUCAAGUCGUGCAACAAAACAUUUAAAUUCAUUUAAAUUUUUAAGUGGAAAUAAAAUUUGGGUUGACAGUAUUUAAUGGGCAGUUUAAGUUGAGUGACACACUAUUGUCACUGUAGCUUGUGGACUGGAUGGGCAGCUGCGGGGGCACCAGUUCGCCUCUUGCAGACUCCCCCCAAGCCAAGCCAAGACAGUUGCACUGAACGGACUGAGCGACUGCACUGAUUGCGCUCCAUGGGAAACUGAGAAGACACCGUCUACCUCAAAUCAUCAACACGUCAUAUAAUGUUUCAGCGUAGGCCCCUCCCCCUGUCUCCUUUCCCCCUUCGCUCAACCUCUCCUUUGACUCUUGGACAGAGGCGGCACAACAGUGGUGCACGGACCGCGGAGGAGACAGGCAGAAGAUGGCUGACUUAGCCCGGCACGGCCAGCCCUCGGCGGCAUCAGCAGCUUCAAACGGGUCGCUCAGAAGCUCCAAGACAUCCGCCGUCUGGCGAGUGUAAAAGCGCUGCCUCUCGUCCCUGCUCCUUGCAUCCACCCCCCUCCCCCCAGCCCCCGCCGCCACCGCAAAUAUUGACAGAAGUAUCAGCGAGAAAACAUGGCAGAGAUGGAAAAAGAGGGCAGACCUCCGGAAAAUAAAAGAAGCCGAAAACCAGCUCACCCGGUGAAAAGGGAGAUUAAUGAAGAGAUGAAGAGCUUUGCAGAGAACACCAUGAAUGAACUGCUGGGGUGGUAUGGCUACGACAAGGUGGAGCUGAGAGAUUCGGACAACUUGGAUAUAGGCGAAACGCCACAGCACAUCUCUGUCCUUAAAGAAAACUUGUUGCCAAAAAUUCCAACUUCAAGACGGAGCAACGAUGUGUCUCCGGAUUUAGCCAACAGCUCUCAGUGUCUGCCAAACUCCAGAAACGGAGUCUCAGAACACCCCACCACGCCAUCCACCUCGACAACCAGCACCAAGGAACAUGGCAACCAGCCCGUCGCUGUCCCAGUGUUACCCCCGCCACUGAUCAAGCCACCAAAAGAUGAAGAUGCAACCAGCGUACAGAUCAUGUGCGCCUGGUGCCAGAAAAUCGGUGUCAAACGCUACUCUCUGAGCAUGGGGAGUGAGCUGAAGAGUUUCUGCAGCGAGAAGUGCUUUGCUGCCUGCCGCAGAGCCUAUUUCAAGAGGAACAAGCUGGGAUAUUUAAGGAGUUACACUGCGAGAGACGACGAUGGCCUCGGUGGGAAAUUACUCCAGCACAGCUUUACUCAGGACACGCCCAGGCUUGUCUUCAAGACAAACAGCGAUGUGCUUGUAUGUGACUGGUGCAAGCAUAUACGCCACACUAAAGAGUAUCUCGACUUUGGGGCUGGUGAACGACGGCUGCAGUUCUGCAGUGCCAAAUGCCUGAACCAAUAUAAGAUGGACAUUUUUUAUAAGGAAACACAAGCAGCACUGCCUGGAGCUCUCUGUAACCCCGGACAUGGGGUUGGAGGCGAGGGUAAGGCAGAGUGCAUUGGUGGUGUACAGCUGCUCACCCCUGAAUCCUGGGGAACACCAAUACCGGACAUUCGCCGUAAAGCUCCCUCACCUGGAGGCCCCCCCAACUCUUCAGCUCCUUGUACUUCAUCUGUCACAUCGUCCUCAGAUGUUCUUUGUUCUCCAUCCUCCUCUUCGUCCUCUGCCAAGAUCCCCACACCUCGACCCCAUGAGAGCCCGACACUCCCACCCCCUCCCAUACCCACUUUGCAUCCAGCGGUUGGGGUUCCUCCAGGGAGUCCUCCAAUGGUGAUGACUCCCCGUGGGCCAAUGCCUUUGCCUCUCUUUAUGGAACAUCAAAUGAUGCAGCAGAUCCGUCCGUCAUUUCUUCGUCCAUCUGUCCAUCCAGGCGGACCCAACAGUCCCCUGUCAAACCCUGUCAUCCCUGGUAUAGGUCCCCCACCUCCUCCCAGGACUCUUGGUCCUGCUUCUAGCCCCAUGCACAGACCUAUGAUCUCCCCUCAUGUCCAUCCUUCAUCCAAUCCCAAUGCUGGCAUCAUCCCUCCCCACCCUGGUCUCCACAUGCCGGGAUUUCCCCCUUUCCCCUCAGUCAACAUAAUGCCCAAUGGACCCAUUCCUUUGCCACCAAUGAUGAAUUAUGGCAUGCCAUCCUUAGCCCCAUUAGUACCACCACCAACCCUUUUAGUCCCUUAUCCUGUCAUUGUACCCCUUCCAGUCCCAAUUCCCAUUCCAAUUCCAAUCCCUUUCAACCCAAAAUAUUCCAGCACCCAACCAGAAAAUGGUGACCCUCUCUCUAGUGCACCUUUGUCUUCAGAUGUUUCAGCAUCUGGGCUAUCAAAGUCUCCAGGAUCAUCAGGAGGUGAGAAAGGGAAGCAAAGAGAAGAUCCUGAUGGUGUAGAGUGUCUUUCUCCUGGAUGCUCAGAUCGAAACAGGUCGUCAGUGAUGAACAUGACUGUGAAGGAAGAGGAUAAUAUGAGAAACUUAUGCUCAACUGUUGACACUGGACAGCUGGAAGGAGUUAUUGAUCUAACUAUAAGCCAGACACCAUGCCAACAGAACGUCAUUCAGAGGAUUCUGCCUAAGGUUCAUGUCAAAGUAGAGGCAGAGGUUGAGUCAAGAUCUUCAUUGGAUGUUGGGCUUGAACAGGAAGUCAAUGGCUGUCACGAUCUUCUGGAAAGGGCCGCAUUACAGCAACCCCCCAGUAAUACUGAGCUGCUUGCAGCCAACGCAUUUGAAACACUGGAAACAUCAAAUUCACCAUCCAGCAAAAAUAGCUCUUUUUUUAUCGCUACUAGUGAAACCGACAUUACCCUAUCACCUGCUCCCAGCACGCCAAGCACCCAACCCCAACCUCUCCCACAUAUUCAAACUAACCCUGCUGUCUCAUGUAAUGUCAUUGUCAAUGGUACAGCGUGGCAUUCACUUCAUACUCCUAAUUUAAAAUUGGACAGAUCAGGAGAUGGCUUGACAUCAGAGGAAAAAGUAGGGGAGCACCCAGCAAAUGGUGAGUUGGAACAGGAAGCCCUAAAAGAGAACAAUUGUUCCGUGAGAGAAUGGGAAUCUGGUAAGCGCGGCUCAGUGCAAGACCAGAUGGUAGAGGCCAGAGAGAGUAAGCCAGACCCUGACUCCAACUCGGAGGAGGGUGAACAUGCUUACACCCUGCCACUGCUAUCAACUGGGGGUUGUGUGGUUAUCCAGCCUGUGCCAAAGCCUGGCACUGAGAAGACAGCCAUCCUUUCCUGUUCCAUCAGUGCACCACUAUCAGCUGCUGGAAGCCCUGAGCUGGAGCCCCCAAUGAAGAGGAGGUGUCUGCGAAUCCGCAAUCAAAACAAAUAAGAUGGAUACUCCAAGGACCGUCGUGCCAUCCAUGCCACAACCCCCACUGCAUACACACUCACAAAGGUGUCCUUGUCAUCAUCCAGUCUACCAGCAUCGCAACUCGCCUUUGACUCCUUCAAGUCAAUAAAAUCUGCAUGUCAUCGAAAAGAUGACAGCACUCUCUUGGUCCAUGUAACUGAUGCUAUCAUGGAAAGUCUUGAGGAAGCUGUCAAUGGGACCACCUGACAGCAAAUCUCAAUGCACAACGGGCCCAAGAACACUAACUUAUCAAUAGUCCCUGUUGAUUCAGGUGUUCUCUCCAUUGUCUAUUAUCUGUAGAGUGCACCAUGGUGUGUGUGUGUGUGAAGCUGUUUGGGAUGUUUGUGAAGGGGGUCAUUAUUUUAUACAGCACUGCACUGUGGUCCAGUUGGAGACACACAAGACAUAUGAAAUCAUGGCUGCGGUGUGUUACUGUAGCUUCACCCAUUUCCAAAAACAGAAUUGUUGCCCUCUCUCUUAGGCCUUAUUAUGACAACCAGAAAAGUGCACUUGGCAACACAACACUAUGCUUUCUGAUUUUGAUGCGAGUAGCCGCAAACAUCAACAACAUCGUGAUUGCAUGCUGACUAAUGAGUCUACCUGAAUAUUAACUCAGCAAAUACUACAUCAUGAUGUUGUGCAACCUCUGCUUUUAUCGGUUGCCUUUCAUUUCUUUUGUUUGAAACAUCACAGAAUUCAGUGAAUUACUACAGACCCCUGCUGUUUGAGAGCUGUGAAAGCAUGACAGCCUGUAAUGGGGAAAUGACACCGCAAGCUCUUUUUU